AUGCAGCCCCUGUUGGCCCGCAGGCCCCUCCUGGCCAGUGCAGCAGCGGGCGCGAGAUGCCUGGCGCCUAGGACCACGACGGCCGCCGCGCCGCUUCCGUCGCGCGGGGGCUUCCACGCCCCGGCCGUGCGCGACGUCUCGAUGGCCGCGAAGAAGAAGGGCGGGAAGAAGAAGGGCGGGGGCAAGAAGAAGGGUCCGGGGUCGUUGAUGGACGCCGUGAAGCAGAAGGAGCCGUUCGAGGCCACCGACACCAUCAUGCACACCCUGCUGCUCAUCGAGUCGUACAAGCGCAAGGUAGGGCGGACGAUCCACCCGUCGAUGGAGGACGUGGAGAUCCAGGACGCGUCGAAGGAGCUGUACCACGGUCCGUUCGUGCUGCUGUCGCACACCACGGAGCGCAAGUACAACUACGCCAACAAGGCGGCACAGAACCUGUGGGGGUACACGUGGGACGAGAUCAUCGGCCUGGAGAGCUCGAAGACCGCCGACCCGGACGAAGCCGUGCAGACCGAGCGCAACGGGCUGCUCGACGAGGCGGCGGAGAAGGGCUACAUCGAGAACUACUCCGGCGUGCGCGUGCGCAAGGACGGGUCCAAGUUCAAGGUCUCCAACCUGGUCCUGUGGAACGUGGAGUCCCCCUCCGGGACCCCCCUGGGCCAGGCGGCGAUCUUCGACGCGUUCGAGGACCUCGAGACGGGCGCGCAGGGCGUCAUCAAGGCCGGCGGCGUCGUCGAGAUCGCGCAGGAGGACGGGCCUCCGUCCGAGGAGGAAGUUGCCGCAGCGCGGGCGGCAGUGGACGAGCAGGCCGCGCUGGUGCGGAGCCUGAAGGAGGAGCAGGGGCUGACGAACGAGGACGACGAGGUGCAGGACGCGGUCGCGGAGCUGCUGCUGCGGAAGGACGAGCUGGCUGCGCUGGAGGACCGCGCCGGUGCUGCCGCAUGA
Messenger RNA from Pedinophyceae sp. YPF-701, 942 nucleotides. Lineage: Eukaryota; Viridiplantae; Chlorophyta; Pedinophyceae. The record is from the annotation of a GenBank genome assembly.